AAUUUUUUUUAACAUAGCAUGGAUUCGCAUGAUCAGCUUCGCCUUAAAAAGCUUCAUUCAAAACUAAUGAAGGAUGUUAGAGUUGGUUAUAUUUUACCAUAUUUGUCAGAAGUAUUAACAGAUGAUGAUGAAGAUUUAAUUAAAAAUGAAAAAACGGAAAGAGGAAAGAUAAAUAUGUUGCUUAACAUACUUCCACGCAGAGGUCCUCAAGCCUUUUCUUGUUUUUGUGAAGGUUUAGCUGAAAAUUACGAUUGGUUAUAUAAAGAGCUUAUUUCCUUAAACAUCGAAGAAGAAGUUAACAAUGAUAUUAGGAUUGAUAAGAGAAUUCAGGAGAUUAAUAAUGAAAUGGUUGAUGUACUAAGAGAAAAUAAUCAUCUUGUUCGAAAUUGGAGAACACUUGCACAUCGUCUUGGUAUGUCUUCUUGUUGUAGCACUAUUCAGAUUCAAGCCAACAUUUAUUUAUGGGAUCUAAAAGAAUGUUUUUUAAAUCUGAUGGAAAAGUGGCAUGCUCAAGAAGGACAUAAAGCCACUGUUGGUAAUUUAAUUGAUGCUUUAAGGCAAGAAAAAUUUAAUGAUGCAGCAGUUCUGAAGUCCAAUCAAUUAUUUAUCUUACCAUUUUUCAGUGAUUACAUGAAGCAAUUUGUCUGA
Molecule: messenger RNA, 648 nt
Organism: Centruroides sculpturatus (bark scorpion)
Lineage: Eukaryota; Metazoa; Arthropoda; Arachnida; Scorpiones; Buthidae
Product: death domain-containing protein CRADD-like
Exons: 3
Coding region: 19-648 (209 amino acids)
Biological process (GO): regulation of apoptotic process; signal transduction
Molecular function (GO): protease binding; death domain binding
Source: RefSeq, a predicted model, not a curated record